AUGGCGAAUAAGCCACAAUUAACAUUUGCUCGGAUUGUAUCCGGAACUAUCGAUACGAACGGUACUGGCAGUGGAAGUGUUACAAUAACGCAAGUCCCUGUCACUACCGCGAUUGCUUCAACUACUUCUACUGCUACUAGUACCAUUACUACUACUGUUGUUGCUGCUGCUACUACUGCUACUGCUACUAUUACUACUACUGCUACUGCUGCUGCUGCUACUGUUACUGAUACUACUACUAUUUCUGAAACGGCAAGCGGUGAAAGCACGGAUGUAAGCAUCAUUGCGAUGGAAUCAGGAAAUCACAUUAGUGGUACUACACUCGCAGAUUUAUAUAGUGUAACCAUGCCAUCUGUCCCGAACUCUUUGGGUAAGAAUAAAGACGGUUUACAUCAACGAUUUGUUGAGGAACGAAAACCGGAUUCGGACGGUAAUGCUCAUGUUCAACAUCCGAUACAGUUUGGACAACACCAGCAAAAUCAGUAUUAUCAACAAGUUCAGCGGCGUAACAAACCGCGUCCCAAAACCGAUCGUUUACGAAAGGAUGACAGCGUGCUAUCAGCAGAUAAGGAAGAAAGUGAAACACAUACGGAUCAACAGCCUGAAGUAGUGUUAGGUCCCGCUCCACUUCCAACGGUAAAUGCCUGGUUCAAACAAUCCACAGCAGAAGUAAAAGAGUCAAAGGAAGGUGGUGGAUUGAAUUCUCAAAUAUCUUCAGUAAAAGAAGAAGCCAAUUCACAGGAAAUAUCACUAUCUUUGAAAACAACGGAGGAUGAUAAGGACAAUGUUAUUAAGUUAGUGGCGCAAGAAACGCUAACAUUCACAAGUGGAAAUAAUUCGAAGAAAAUGGCAAAACCUUCUCACUCGGGUCAAACAAAACAGGGAGAGCAGCUUGACGCCGAAACAACGAAUGUGGAUGACAAAGCUUGGCCAUCACUGAAUGAAGCCGUCAAUGAAGAACUGAAACCGGACAGCGUGAUAAAUAGUGCGAGAGGGAGUAUAAUGAUAUCCAGCCACGAAGUGGUGAAAAUCGCUGAUAGUUCAGAAGCGGUAUGUUAUAGGGAUAUGAAACAAGAUAGAGAUAAAGAAAAUGAAAGUAAUGGAAGUGGAGGAAAAAGUAACAAAAGCGGCAAAACAUGGAAGAAGUUGGACAUUGAUGUGGAUUAUACAGGACGAGAAGGACAAGGAAGACGCGGCAAUAAUGGACCAAAUAGCAAGAGUGAUCAUCCACAAAAAAACAGGAGAGGUCCGAGCUUCGCGAAACAGCAGACAGUAAAAGAACACAGCAACCCAUCUCACGGGAUCAUCACCGAUCCUGCUUCAACGACCGAAAGUGCCUCAAAGAUCGCACAAGCAUUAGCGCCUGCGUCUUUAUUGGGUUGUGCACAACCGUUAUCAUGCAUUGCACCGGCACUGAUAUACAGUCCUGAAUGUGCUACCGUCAGUGAGGAAUACGCUGAGGAAGACUAUUGGUAA
Cercopithifilaria johnstoni is the source of this 1476-nucleotide messenger RNA. The record is from the annotation of a GenBank genome assembly. Lineage: Eukaryota; Metazoa; Nematoda; Chromadorea; Rhabditida; Onchocercidae.